AUGGACAGUGUUCAGAAAUACCGUUUAGCCGACACCCUUAAUCAUCUCACCUAUCCUGAACGACUCCUUGUCCUUGAAUUUUGCCUAUUAGACAACCGCUCUAAUCGACAGCGUGUCAGCCAUCAUCUUGAAACUUUACGUGAGCGCCGAUGGCCUACCGAGCGUUUAGAACUCGAAAUGUUCCAAGAAUGGUUGAUGCAGCUCGAAGAAUCACAACAUGAAUUACGGCAAAUCAAAGAAUGCCAUAUCAUGAUGAUGGAACCAGAAAGACCUUCGAGCGAGCAGAGUGGCAGGACGACUCGGGACGUAGGCAUAUGGCCCGCGUUUCUACGCAACUUUGGCAUCAACGUUUGA
Molecule: messenger RNA, 354 nt
Organism: Botrytis byssoidea
Lineage: Eukaryota; Fungi; Ascomycota; Leotiomycetes; Helotiales; Sclerotiniaceae
Exons: 2
Coding region: 1-354 (117 amino acids)
Source: RefSeq, a predicted model, not a curated record